CGGGCGCCGCCGCCUCCUCCUCCAUAGCUGUUUACCCGGCUGCAUUGUGGGAGUUUGACCUCCGCCGCCGCCAACCGCCGCCUCAGCUUGCGCCGCCGCCGCCGCCGCGCACGCCAUGGGAGCCGUGACUGACGACGAAGUCAUACGGAAGCGUCUCCUAAUUGAUGGAGAUGGCGCUGGAGAUGAUCGGAGAAUUAAUCUACUAGUGAAAAGUUUCAUUAAAUGGUGCAACUCUGGAUCCCAGGAAGAGGGAUACAGCCAGUACCAACGUAUGCUGAGCACACUGUCCCAAUGUGAAUUUUCAAUGGGCAAAACUUUGCUGGUGUAUGAUAUGAAUCUCAGAGAAAUGGAAAAUUAUGAAAAAAUUUACAAAGAAAUAGAAUGUAGCAUUGCUGGAGCACAUGAAAAAAUUGCUGAGUGCAAAAAGCAAAUUCUUCAAGCAAAACGAAUACGAAAAAAUCGCCAAGAAUAUGAUGCAUUGGCAAAAGUGAUCCAGCGUCAUCCAGACAGGCAUGAGACGUUAAAGGAACUAGAGGCUCUGGGAAAAGAAUUAGAGCAUCUUUCACAUAUUAAAGAAAGUGUUGAAGAUAAGCUAGAAUUGAGAAGGAAACAGUUUCAUGUUCUUCUUAGUACCAUCCAUGAACUUCAGCAAACACUGGAAAAUGAUGAAAAGCUCUCAGAGGUAGAAGAAGCUCAAGAAACAAGCAUGGAAACUGAUCCUAAACCAUAGACCAACUAAUCACUCACCAUUCCCAAGAAUAUUGAAGUAGCAACAUGAUCUUAGUGUGUUCAGAAUUUGUUGUGCUCUUGAGACAUUUAAAGUUUUGGCAGUGAACUACGUUGCUUUUAAAUUUUAAUGCACAGUUCAUUCAUAUUUCUUCACACAAAGGGAGAUGACUUCAUUAUAUAUUUGUUUUUAUUGAAAUGCCUUUUUUAUACUUAAAAGAUAGGAAGCAACAUCCAAAAAUGUUUAAUGAAAUAUUUUCAAGCCAGAUAUGUUAGUGCUCAUUGGUAUUCUAGGUAGUUUUUAACUGGUAACAUUGAUUUGCUCACAAAAUAAGUGGAAGAUAGUGAGAAGGUGGCAUUUCUAGGAUGUACCUGAGAAAAUUAGUCAAUUUCUGGAAAUCGUUACCACUUUUGAAAAUGAAGUCCAUGAAUAGGCUCUCAGGAGGGCUGUGAACUUAUGAAAUUAUGUACAAAAUGUUUGUGGUGUAUGCUUAUUGUGGGAGAGGUUCCAUGAUAUUAAGAAUCACUGAGGGGCUUCCCUGGUGGCGCAGUGGUUGAGAAUCUGCCUGCCAAUGCAGGGGACACGGGUUCGAGCCCUGGUCUGGGAAGAUCCCACGUGCCGCGGAGCAACUGGGCCCGUGAGCCACAACUACUGAGCCUGCGCGUCUGGAGCCUAUGCUCCGCAACAAGAGAGGCCGCGAUAGUGAGAGGCCCGCGCACCGCGAUGAAGAGUGGCCCCCGCUUGCCACAACUAAGAGAAAGCCCUCACACAGAAAAGAAGACCCAACACAGCCAAAAAAAAAAUUAAAUAAAUAAAUAAAUAAAUAAAUAAGUCAGGAGCUCUUAAAAGAAAAAAAAAAAAAAGAAUCACUGAUAUCAGAGGUAAUUACAAGAUGCAAAGUAAAUCAAUAUGCAUUACUUUCUAGAUCUCUGUCCUUAAUACUUCAGCAAUGUGGCUGUUAAAUGUUUUCUCUCUAUCGUUUUGUCCUGUAGGAGUCAUUUUCAAGAGUCUUGCAAAAAGGAUUUCAUGAUCUUUUUAAAAAAUUAAGCCAGGUCUGAAUCACUUAUAAUUGUCUUACGCAUUGAAUUACAUGUCUAAUACUUAUUAGGGUCUAUCCUUAUCCAUUUAUUUUAGUUCAGAAACAUAGCAUUUUGCAUGAAUCAUACCUUAAUAAUGCUACAUUUUUGUAAUUUUGAUACAAACUCGUAUCUUUAAAAACGAAAGUUUAAAGUUAGC
Molecule: messenger RNA, 1963 nt
Organism: Balaenoptera musculus (blue whale)
Lineage: Eukaryota; Metazoa; Chordata; Mammalia; Artiodactyla; Balaenopteridae
Gene: THOC7
Product: THO complex 7
Exons: 8
Coding region: 116-730 (204 amino acids)
Biological process (GO): mRNA export from nucleus; mRNA processing
Cellular component (GO): THO complex part of transcription export complex
Source: RefSeq, a predicted model, not a curated record